AUGAUAGCUAAAGUACUAGCUUCCAGAAUCCAAAAGAUUAUAGCUUCUAUUAUUAGCAAUACUCAAGCAGGAUUUAUUCCUAGUAAAAGGGCCUCUGAUAAUGUUUAUGAUAAAAGUGGAUCUCCAAAAAGCGACGACUCUGUUGAGUGGAUUUAUAUUGAGCAAGUGAUGGAAGAUUUGGGGUUCCCAGCAAGGUUUUUCUAUUGGGUUAGGGAAUGUGUAAAAAUAGCUUCAAGAGGGUUGAGACAGGGUGACCCAAUGUCCCCGUUUCUCUUUGCAAUUGCGAUGGAGUAUCUUAGCAGACACCUAACUGAUCCCAGUUCAAAGAAAGAAUUUAAACAUCACCUAAAAUGUUCAAAGCUGAAAAUUAUGAUGAUUUACUUCUUUUUUUCUAGAGGUGAUCCUAAAGCAGUGGGGCUUCUACAUGAUAGAUUUGUACUCUUCACCAAAACUUCAGGGCUUCAAGCCAAAAUGGCAAAGAGUAGUGCUUAUUUUGGAGGUGUAGAUAUUUCUAUCAGGACAAUAAUCUUGCAACAGUUAGGUAGGGCACAACUUAUAAAAACGUUGUUUGGAGUUCAAUCAUACUGGGCUCAAAUUUUUAUGCUACCAGCUAAGGUGCUCAAAACCAUCAAAGCCUACUGUCGAAGUUAUAUCUGGUCUGGGGCUAAUAUGAUCACUAAAAGAGCCCUGAUCUCAUGGGAAAGAAUGUGUCUACAACUGGCUGCUGGGGGAUUCAAGCUCACUAAUCCCAAAAUCUGGAAUAAGACUACCAUUGCUAAAGUCUACGGGAAUUUGGAGCAUAAAGAAGACAAAUUGUGGAUACAAUGGAUUCACUCUUACUACAUCAAGGGACGACAAGUGAAUGACAUUCCUAUACCACAACAAGCAAGUUGGAUGGUGAGGAAAAUAAUCGAAUCCAGAGGUUUUGUGAGUCAAGGGCACAAAGGAACAAAAUGGUAUAAAAAGAGGAAAAGAGCUGAAUAUGAGAGCACUCUGCGGCACCGCAAGUGCGAAUUGCGGCCGCAUACUAAGGACAGAGAAUUUCCAGAGAGGUUGUCAAAAUGCAGCAGUAUGCAACGUGUAUACGGUAUCGUAAACUCAGUUAUGCUGCCGCAUAUUCCACCUCAGAACAACUAG
Molecule: messenger RNA, 1137 nt
Organism: Lycium ferocissimum
Lineage: Eukaryota; Viridiplantae; Streptophyta; Magnoliopsida; Solanales; Solanaceae
Exons: 5
Coding region: 1-1137 (378 amino acids)
Source: RefSeq, a predicted model, not a curated record